AAGAGACACAAAAAAAAGAAAAAAAGAAUAAGAUACCAAAAAAAAAAGAACUAGAAUUUAUUUAGAAUCGCAUAUUAAUAUUGAUAUAUUGUAAUUUAGUUUCAGCAAAUCAAUACUUCAUACACAUUAUUUAUUUAGCAAGUAGCCGUAUAAUAAGCAGAAUAAUACUGUCAUUAUCCCAAACUUAUUUUUGAUUAUGAUCGACGGACAGCAUAUUAACAUACUGUAGCUAGGUUACACGAAUUGUUAAAUAUACAAUCAACAAAAUGCCUCACGUAAUGCUUGUGACAUCCCCAUGUAUCUCUGGGGUUAAGUUUUGGGUUCCAGAGCUGCUUUUCUCACCGUUAAUUUAUGUGGAAAAAAUAGCAUAUAUUUAUUUUGAGUGUGCGCGCGCAGAUUUGAGCGAUGUAUGGUGAUGAUGCAGAGAGAGAGAGAAAGAGAGAGAGAGAGAGAGAGCACGCGCGCGCUGGAGACAGUACCCGCUCUUCUAUGUGCGCGUGUCUGUCUAUCAGACCUUCACCAGCACAAGACUCAAGACUCUCCACCUGUCAUUUAAAACCAGCCUCCUGUAGGUUUGCCCAAUCAAACCCAAACCAUGGGAAUCGCCCUCUGUGUUUAGCCCGACCCAAAGAGAGAAAUGUAAUCCUCAAAAGCGGAUAAGAUGCUAAAUGACCACUGAGCCUUAUGAAGAAUAAGGAAUUAAGAAGAGGAGAUGAAUGGAGCAGCCGUCCACUCAGCGAGACAGAGCGUGAGUGAAGGUCGAUCUUAUUGUUCUUCCCCCCGUGGCAAACGUUGUGACUAAUAACGAAGUGAGGCAUGAUGAGUGGCCGUAUCUGGGCAGCAUCGCUCUUUCUGUGCAUGUGCUUAGAGCUCGGGGGAAGUAGUGCUCGUCUGAGAAGAUGGAAAAGUCAGGACCGUUUGCAAACCACAAGGAAAGAUAGUCAGGUAGACAUGGAGGAAGGGAAAAGUGAGAUGCCAUUUGCCAACACUGCAGGAACACCAAGCUUGAGAUUUGCUGAUAAAAAUGAGGAUAAUUUGAUGAUUUCACCAAAAAGCAACAAAGAAGAUCAUGCGCAGAUUGAAGAAACCACAGUGACUCCAGUUUUGUUGUCUGGUGCAAGUGUGAACACAGAUUCUACUCCACAUAUUAUGAAUAAUUUUCAUCCCAAAUCCAAAGAUACCCCAGAAAUCAUAAAGACAACAGUAUCACCUCUUAGCCAAAACUCCAAAAUAUCUAGAAUAUCUCAAGAUCAUUUCAUUCCCACUGAACUAACUCCUGCAGUAGAGGUAACUGAAACUGAACAUGGUGAAAAGGGACCUGACAGAUCUACACCGGAUGGCCUAUCAGACUCCAGCGCGAUCCUGCUGAAGCCUCUGACUGGGUUAAAAAACAGCGGACAGGAAGUGCAAACUAUAAUGAUUGGCAGCCAAGAUGCUGAGAGCAGUGGUGAUUUCCACAGGAUCUUUACUGGACCAAAUCUGGAUGAGAUGCCCUCACAAUCCCGCAGCCGGAGAAGCUGGAUAUGGAACCAGUUUUUUGUGAUAGAGGAAUAUAGUGGACCAGAACCGGUGCUGAUUGGACGGCUUCAUUCGAGUGUGGACAGGGGUGAUGGCCGAACGAAAUACAUUUUAAAAGGAGAAGGGGCCGGCUCGGUGUUCGUCAUUGACAGCAGGACGGGGAAUAUCCACGUCACUAAGCCCCUCGACCGCGAGGAGAAGGACCAGUACCGCCUUAUCGCCACGGCAACAGACCGACAGACCGGCCGAGCCCUGGAGCCAUCCUCCCAGUUCAUUAUCCGCGUGCAGGACAUCAACGAUAACCCACCUGUGUUCCAGGACGGCCCGUACAGCGCCACCGUGCCUGAGAUGGCCAACAUCGGCACAUCGGUUAUUCAACUGACAGCCACAGAUGCUGAUGAUCCAACCUAUGGGAGCAGUGCCAAACUGGUGUAUUCAGUGAUUCAAGGCCAGCAGUACUUCACUGUGGACCCGCAGUCAGGUAUAGUGCGCACGGCGGUCCCAGAUAUGGACAGAGAAGCUCAGGCGCAGUACCAGGUGGUGCUCCAGGCAAGAGACAUGGGCGGCCAUCAAGGAGGUCUGACAGGGACCACCACUCUCACUGUGCACCUCAGUGACGUCAAUGACAACCCACCGCGCUUCACUCAAAGUAUGUGGUCGUUUUCCGUGUCUGAGUUGGCCGUUCCCGGGGUGGAGAUCGGUCGUCUCUCGGCAACAGAUGCAGACCUGGGUGAAAACGCACGGAUGGACUUUACGAUCGUGGACGGAGAGGCAGGGGACACAUUCAACAUAACUGGAUUGAACCAAGAGGCAGUGAUUUUGUUAAACAAGGCUGUGGACUAUGAGAGGCGAAGCACCUACUCUCUGGCAGUGGAGGUGCAAAACCCAAACGUCGACUCGCGGUUCCUCAGACGAGGUCCGUUUAAGGACCGGGCUAUGGUGCACAUCACAGUUCUUAAUGCAGACGAGCCGCCUCGGUUCUCCCGCUCUCGGUACCGACUGGAUGUGUCGGAAAACUGUCCUCCGGCAUGCGUGGUGGGGAGAGUGGCCGCCGUCGACCCGGAUACAGGCCUCAGUAACAACAUAAAGUACUCAAUUGAUCCCGAGUCAGACCCCGAGGCACUGUUCCGUAUCGCCUCUGACAAUGGUCUCAUCACCACGGCGAUGGAAUUGGAUCGGGAACAGGAGCAAUGGCAUAACAUUACUGUCAUCGCCACACAGAGAGACAGCCCCAACCAAGUUACCAGAGUAGCGGUUUCCAUAGAGACACUGGACCUCAAUGACAACGCCCCCGAGCUGGAUCGACAAUACAACACCGCCGUGUGUGACUCCAGCGCUGCUGGACAGGUGGUGCAGGUGCUUCGAGCGAUAGAUAAAGACCAAAGCAGCUCCAACUCUCCCAUCCACUUCAGUAUUCCCGCAGAGUCCAGCAGUGCUCUCAACUUCUCCAUCAGAGAGCGAGGAGACCACACGGCGAGUUUGGUGCUUUUGUCGUCUCUGAAGGCUCAUCCUCGCUCUUCCUCUUUACCUGCUCUAAAAAUACCCAUAAUGCUCCGUGACGGUGUGUCAGACCUCAGCAGCACAGGAACGAUUACCGUUACAGUCUGUCCUUGCCAAAACGGAGGCAUGUGGGCAGAGGAACGAAAACAACAAACGGACGAGAAGGAUAAACCAUCUGUGCCGGACUGGGAGAAGCAAGCGGUGUGUUUGCCUUUACCGUCAAACUCCUCCCUGCUGGGAAUCAGCUCGGCCGCCAUGUUGGCGAUCCUGGCCUGUGCAUCAACUCUUCUGGUGGUGGCUGCGCUUUCGCUAUCAUUGCGAAGGCAGAAACGGGACACUCAGUCUCCUGUGGAGGAUGAUGAGAUCAGGGAGAACAUCAUCACGUAUGAUGACGAGGGAGGCGGGGAGGCGGACACGGCCGCUUUCGAUAUUGCGACCCUGAAGAGCGCCCCCCAGAGCAUGCGGAGGGCACAACGGCUUCGAGACAGCAAGAAUAUGUAUUCUCAGGAUAACCUGGACAGCGUCAGAACCUUCAGCUGGAGUCAGAGUUUGGGUUUGGACCCACGCCGUCCCGUCUCUGCACCCCUCUACGGACGGUACUGCUACAGCAUCCAGACCCUUCCAGCUCCCAGAAACAGACUCGGCCCGUUAAACUCCAGGCUGGACCUCGCCAAACUGGCGUACGUUCUCCCCGGCAGCCAAGGCCAGUCCUGCGGUCCUUUAGAAUCCGGUUCCGUGUUUAUUGACAAAAGCAGGGAUGGAUCAGAGCAUAAAGGAGCACACGGAUCCACCGACAGCAUUCCGAAAGAGAGCGAGACAGGAAGUGAGGUCAUCUCUGAGAGCCACACACUCAGCCAGGAUCAGUCUGUUCAUUCAGACCAGGUUCUGUUCGUGAAGGGCUCUAGUCAGAGCGGUUCCUGCUCCGAGGCUUCCAGCUCUUCAGUGGGCCAUAAACCUGAGUCGUCCCCUCACUGCUUGACCACACGAGCCUCCAUUUCCACCAUCACCACGGACGACUCCGCCCCUGCCUCGGCUUUGGACAAGAACGAAGACGUUACGCCCAUCAGCACCAGCCAGAGCACAGCCAGCCUCGUCACGACGGAGAUGCCGUUCAGAACGAUGGAAGGUACUCUGCUGAGGGGCGGCGGAGGGAUACCUUUGCCCGGGACGACGCUUCUCUACCCAGAAGCUGUUGGACUAAUGGGCUUGUACGGGUCAGGCGGGCAGAACUAUGUGCCACACCUAGUGAUGCCCCUCCCAGGAGGGGCGGGGCUGUAUGAAAGGGGGUGGGGCUUGGGGAAUGGGAAGGUUGGACAAGCGAACUCAGAAAAGGCAAGCGGCGAUUCGCUGACUAACAGAAUGGGCGACUUCCUGCAACAUCGGCUAGCCCUGGUGACCUUUGACCCCAUGCAGCCGCCAUACGACUCGCUGCAGACGUACGGAUUGGAGGGGGGCGGCUCUGAGGCGACGUCUCUCAGCUCGCUCGAAAGCGAGGCCGAAAAAGAUACAGAGGGGCAGAAAGACAGAUUUGAGGAAUGGGGACCCAAGUUCGACAGGCUGCUUGAUAUUUUCAGGCAACGAGCGAAUGAAAAAGAGGAUAACAGAAAGCACGAGGGUGAAUUUUUUAACGAAGAACAGGAGGAAAUGAACAAGACAGAAACGAGCAAAGAGGACGAAACAACUGAAUCGAACGAGACACGGCAGGUCGAGGAGGAAAACCUAGAAGAAAUGGAACAAAUGCAAAACAGAAAGAGACUCUAAAGAGGAAAUGGGAACAAAGAGGAAGGAUGUGAUGUCACAUCGUGAACGUUCAAAAGCAAUAAGUGCUGAAAGGAGCCAAUGAGCACAAUCCGGACAAAGAGAAUUUUAUAUGGACCUGCCAAAACUAGUAUGUCAGUGUUUUAGAGGAGCAGACGGUCUUAUGUAAGUCACUCGCUCAGUUUCACACGCGUCCAGGCACACAUGCAGUUGUACAAUACAAGCUCAUCUUUAUAUUGAUAAAUCUUUUAUUUAUUUCCAGGUUUAAAUCUCAGAUUUUCAUUGUGGUUUCAGACUUUUAUACACCGCAUUAACAAGUGUUUUUCUGCUCUCGCAUUGUGAAAAAGACAACAGACACGCUCUUACAGUCUGCUCACUUGAUUUAAUCAAUAUCUGAUUAUGUAUCAAAUUAUUUCUCUGUGUUAUUUUAGUAUGCUAUUAUUUAUAUACUGUUGUAGUAUUUAUUAAUAGUUUGAAUUAGCUUGUAUUUUUAUAAUAUUUUUUUUUAGCUUUUUCAGAUUUUGUCAGUUUGUCAUUUUAGUACUUCAGCUUAAAUCAGCUUAAAUAUAUUUCAGUUAUUUGCCUGAAUAAUUAACCUUUCUAAGUUUUUUAUCUAAUAUUUAUAUUUUAUUUAAUUACAGCUUUAUUUCAAUUUAUUUCAAAGUUUUAGUUAACAAUAGCAACACUGAAUUACACCUGGAAUUUCAUUUCUCUCCCCAACAAGAGCAUAUUAAAGCUUUUCCACUCCUUUUCUUCUUCUGAUAACUAUUAAAAUGCUUUGCUGAGAGGUUAGUAAAGAAUGAAAAUGCAAGAAAUUAUGAAAAACAUUCCUCAAUGUUACUCUCUUAGAAGGAAAGGUUCUAUGUGGAAUCUUAAAGGGUUCCGUCAGGUGCUUCAUACGUAGAACCUUUUAUGGGUCAUUUUGUGGUUUUAUUUUUAAUUAAUUACUUUUGUUUAAAUUUAUUUUUAAUUUUAAUUAAAUGUUAUGAAUUAAACAGCUCGUAAACAUACUAAAUCACUGGAAAAUUUUGAAAUAACCCAUUAAACAUGAAAGUAUGGUGGAAUCAUUUAAGACAUUUAUCCUCAUAUAGAACCUUUUUGGCAUAAAUGGUUCUUUAAAAUUGAGUCAAGAACCCUGUUCUAUAUAAAAGUUCUAAAAGUUGGGUUCUGGAAGUAAAAAUGCCAUUCAUUUUCUCCAUAGGGAAACCUUUAAAGGGUUAGUUCACCCAAAAAUGAAAAUUCUGUCAUUUAUUACUCACCCUCAUGUCGUUCUACACCUGUAAGACCUUCGUUCAUCUUCAGAACACCAAUUAAGAUAUUUUUGAUAAAAUCCAAUGUCUCAUUGAGGUCUGCAUUGACAGCUAGACAAUUAACACUUUCAAUGCCCAGAAGACAUAUUUAAAAGAGUUCAUGUGACCACAGUGGUUCAACCUUAAAGGUGCCGUAGAACGUCUUUUCACAAGAUGUAAUAUAAGUCUAAGGUGU
This is a messenger RNA of Megalobrama amblycephala (Wuchang bream), 6261 nucleotides long. It is a transcript of the gene cdh24a, whose product is annotated as cadherin-11. Gene Ontology annotation, cellular component: adherens junction; plasma membrane; catenin complex. The transcript is spliced from 14 exons. The record is from RefSeq and is a predicted model, not a curated record. Gene Ontology annotation, biological process: adherens junction organization; calcium-dependent cell-cell adhesion; homophilic cell-cell adhesion. Gene Ontology annotation, molecular function: calcium ion binding; cadherin binding. Lineage: Eukaryota; Metazoa; Chordata; Actinopteri; Cypriniformes; Xenocyprididae. Bases 817 to 4779 code for a protein of 1320 amino acids.